GCAGUCAUUGGAGACGUAGAGUGGGAAAGGAGGCGGGCUGUUCUACUCGCGCAGCAAAACUUCCUGCUCGGCCCGUUGGUACCGCGUAGUGGCCCAGAAACUUACCCAUAGCAGGCAAGCUUCCUGGAACGUUGUUGCUGAUGUCCUCGGGAGACUGAUGGCUACCACUACGAUGCGGCGAGCGGCUUGGUUCACCGGCGUGCGCGUAUGCGCGCGCUGGGCGAGCAACGACAGUGUCCACACAUCGACAAGUGGCCAGCGGCAGCGCACCUUCAAGAAAGUGGAGUCCAACUCGUUCCUGGCCAACCUGUUCAUGGGGGAGGCAAACUUGACACAGAUCUUCCCCUUCCCAGAUGUGCUGACAGCUGACCAAACAGAGACAUUGGGGAUGCUACUGGACCCACUCAACAGGUUUCUGACGGAGGUGAACAAUGCCGAUGCGAACGAUGCCAACGAACGCAUCGCGGACGAGACGAUGCAGGCGCUGAAGGCAAUGGGAGGCUUUGGCAUGCAAGUGCCUCCCGAGCUGGGAGGCAUUGGGGCCACCAACUGCCAGACAGCACGCCUGAGCGAGACCAUCGGCCAGUAUGACCUGGCACUGGGCAUCACGCUCGGUGCACACCAGGUGCGUUCCAACUCUCAGCAUUGGGCCUGA
Dermacentor silvarum is the source of this 655-nucleotide messenger RNA. Its product is annotated as very long-chain specific acyl-CoA dehydrogenase, mitochondrial-like. Bases 158 to 655 code for a protein of 165 amino acids. The transcript has 5 exons. The record is from RefSeq and is a predicted model, not a curated record. Gene Ontology annotation, molecular function: flavin adenine dinucleotide binding; fatty-acyl-CoA binding; very-long-chain fatty acyl-CoA dehydrogenase activity. Lineage: Eukaryota; Metazoa; Arthropoda; Arachnida; Ixodida; Ixodidae.